Messenger RNA from Odocoileus virginianus texanus, 881 nucleotides. NCBI's taxonomy places the organism in Eukaryota, Metazoa, Chordata, Mammalia, Artiodactyla, Cervidae. The record is from RefSeq and is a predicted model, not a curated record.
AUGCCCCAGUUUCUCACCGCCAAGAGGGACCACUCGGAGAUGCAUGCUACACAGCCUAUUGGCUAUGCCCAGGACUCAUCUCCUCCCUGCCACCAAGAACUUGUCCUGACCGAUUUCCCUUCUCUUGCCCCCACUUCCCCUAUGGCACUUCCUGGCUUCACCUCCCAAGAGGCCGUGGUAUUGAGCAGCCAAUUCCGGACUAGCUACCCCACCCCCAGCCUCCCCUGGAAGGCGUCUGGUGCGCCGGUUUCCGCGCUUUUCCAGAGAGAAAACCAGGCAGGCCUCAGGACUUGGGGGCGGCUGGGGGGCUUCCCUCCGGGAUCCCUGUGGUCUGGCUGCCUGGAUUGGGGCCCCGAGGGGGUGGCGCGGUGGGGGCUGUGGGGGCUGCAUCCACUGGGCACCGCACUACCCUCCAGUAAAUCGGCGGGCUUGGGGCCUGUGAGGCCUGGAUCCUGUGAUGCGAGAUGCUCAGCCUCGGGCGGCUCUGGACAGAGCCUGGUGGAGACAACCCAGGCACCUGGGGUGGCAGGGGGUCCUGCUGCCGUUGGAGGUGAAGGAGCACUGCUGGCUGGGCGUGGAUGGUGGUGCUGGGCUGGGCAGCACCCUGUGCCCCUGGAGCCUGUAAACCCGGACACUGUGAACUUCGACCCCGUCGCCCUGGGGUCUGUGCUCUCGGACACUGUGGCCCUGAGGCUUGUGCUCGUGGGGCUUGUGCCCGUGGACGCCGUGUGCUGGAAGCCCGGGCCACUGGCGGUUGAGGCCGUUGCGGGGCCUGCUGGGGAACCAGCUGGUAGACACAUGGCUGCGGGGCUUGCUGCUGGCUGCUCCAGACCGGUGAACUGCGGGGGAGCUCCACCAGAGCAAAGGGCCUGAGGUCCGAA